CGCCCUCUCAUGAUUUUUGUGUUCUCCUGACCUGAAUACGAUACUGGACUUAAUCACCACCCUACAGCGUUGCAACUUGAAUUUUUGCUUGUCUAGCUUUUUCCUUGCGUUCGAACAUGGGGAAGAAGAAAGUGAAGGAAAGUGGAGGGAAAGAGCACUGCCCCUCUACUGUUUUUGUCUCGAACUUGCCCUACUCAUUCACCAAUUCUCAGUUGGAGGAGACGUUUAGCGAAGUUGGACCAAUCAGGCGUUGCUUCAUGGUCAUGCAGAAGGGGUCAUCUCAGCAUCGUGGUUUUGGUUAUGUUCAAUUCGCUGUCGAGGAAGAUGCUAACCGUGCAAUUGAGUCGAAGAAUGGUUCAUCUGUUGGAGGCCGGAAAAUUGCAGUAAAGCAUGCCAUGCCUCGUCCUCCCCGUGAAGCACGACAAUCAAAGUCAAACCAAGCAGAGAAUGCUGAUGAUAUCCCAAAGUCAAAAAAUGAUGACAAUGAUGGUGGCUUUUCUGGAGUGAAGAAGCCUUCGUCAGUUACUAAGGAAAAAGUUGUAAAUAAUGAAAACCAUUCAAGGAAGCAUAGUGAAGUGAAAAAAGCAGUUCUUUGUAGGGAUAUAGCAGAUGAGGGGGGCUGUUCUGAAAAGCAGAGGGUUGCUAGAACUGUCAUAUUUGGCGGUCUUAUCAAUUCGGAUAUGGCUGAAGUUGUUCACAGCCAAGUACGGGAGAUUGGCAGUGUGUGUUCUAUAAAGUACCCCCUUCCUAGGGAAGAAUUUGAACAGCAUGGUCUCUUGCAAGAUGGAUGUAAAUUGGAUGCUUCAGCUGUACUUUACACAAGUGUGAAAUCAGCACGAGCUUCUGUUGCGUUGCUGCAUCAGAAAGAAAUUGGAGGAGGAAUUGUCUGGGCACGUCAAUUGGGUGGAGAGGGUUCCAAGACACAGAAAUGGAAGCUUAUUGUUAGAAAUCUUCCGUUCAAGGCCAAGGAAAAUGAAGUAAAAGAAAUGUUUUCAUCUGCUGGGUUCGUGUGGGAUGUAUUUAUUCCACGCAAGUCUGAUACAGGACUGUCUAAGGGUUUUGCAUUUGUGAAAUUCACUUGCAAGCAACAUGCAGAAAAUGCUAUUCAGAAGCUUAAUGGAUCAAAGCUUGGCAAGCGCCUCAUAGCUGUUGAUUGGGCUGUUCCAAAGAAGAUAUAUAGCAAUGAUAAAAAUGGUAUGCUUGCUUUGGAAAAUGGACAACAUAAGGUGACAGAGGAAGAUGGUAGUAGUUCUGAGGACAAUUCAGAGGAUGAUGUUGAGGAUACAGGCAAACAGGACCAUCAAGGAGAUGAUACUGAUCGAAAUGACUGCAGCUCCUCCCAGGAAGAAGAUGUGCCAGCUGAAGUUAACUUUGAUAAGGAAGCAGAGAUUGCCAAAAAGGUUCUUAAGAACCUAAUGACAUGCUCCACCAAAGGAACAUCCGCAAAUGAUGAUUCUAUGUUUCCCAAGAAAAACAAGGAAUCAAAAUCCAAUAAAAACAUUAAUGAGGCAGAUAAAAAGUCAUCCAAGGAGUUAGAAAAGGUUACAGAUGUUUUUGAGCCUGAAAUAUUGGGCAAAAGCGAGAUCUCUAAUCCUAAGCAAACAGAAGAAGAUUUGCAGAGAACAGUUUUCAUAAGUAACCUUCCCUUUGACUGUGCUAAUGAAGAAGUGAAACAACGAUUCUCUGGAUUUGGGGAAGUGGAAGACUUUAAAGCAGUCCUCCACCAGGUGACCAAACGGCCAAGAGGAACUGGUUUUCUCAAGUUUAAAACUGCAGAUGCAGCUGAUGCUGCAGUUUCAACUGCUAACGCUGCUUCUGGCUUGGGUAUUCUUCUCAAAGGUAGGCCAUUAAAAGUUUUUAGGGCUUUAGAUAAGAAGUCGGCUCGUGAUAAGGAACUAAAGAAGGCCCAAGAUGACAAUCAUGACCACCGCAAUCUCUACCUGGCAAAGGAAGGACUCAUUCUUGAAGGAACUCCAGCUGCUGAAGGGGUUUCAGCCAGUGAUAUGUUAAAACGCCAGGAGUUGGAAAGAAAAAAGGCAACAAAGCUACAAUCGCCAAAUUUCCAUGUUUCAAGGACUAGACUUGUUAUUUACAACUUACCAAAGUCGAUGACUGAAAAAGAGCUCAAGAAGCGUUGCGUUGAUGCAGUUACCUCUAGAGCCACCAAGCAAAAGCCUCAAAUUCGGCAGAUAAAGUUCUUGAAGGAUGUGAAGAAAGGAAAGGUUGUUACAAAACAUCAUUCACGUGGAGUUGCCUUUGUUGAAUUUUCAGAGCAUCAACAUGCCCUUGUGGCUUUACGAGUUCUGAAUAAUAAUCCAGAAACUUUUGGUCCUGAACAUCGGCCAAUUGUGGAGUUUGCUGUUGAUAAUGUUCAAACAAUUAAACUUCGGAAAGCAAAGCUACAGUUUCAGCAGCAGGCUGCUGCUCACGGUGACAGCAACGUUGAGGAAAAUGAGGAACCCGACGUUUCAGGUUUCCAUACCAAUCGAAAGGAUAGAAAACGAAAAUCACAGGAUCAUGACAAACCGGUGAAGGAUUCAGUGCUCGAUAAAGAAGGUGAACCAGCAAGUAUAUUGCCAAAUCAAAGUGCCACGGGUGCACGCAAUGCCAAAAGACAGAAAGGCAACCGUAAAAGUAAAAAGGCAGAAGGGUCAUCGUCACAUAAAGAAAAUUCAGAAACCUUGUCCAAGAAGCCAAAUGUUUACCAAGAUGACCAGAAUCAUGGUGGCAGGACGUCAAACACUGUUACUGCCUCCUCCAAAACAAUCAACGGUAAAAAGGAAGGUCAUGGAUUGAAGAAGAGGAGGACUCAGAAUCAAGCAGAAGCUGGGGAAAAUGUACCAAGAAAACGAUCAAAAAAGAAUAAAGAGCCUGUAGGGAAAGACGUGGUGGAUAAGCUUGACAUGCUUAUACAGCAAUACAGAUCGAAGUUCUCACAGCAGGGUUCACAAGGGAAUGAUGGGGAGAGAAAACCUUCCAAACAGCUAAGAAAAUGGUUUGAACCAUAAAUAAUGUGGGCAGGCUACUGAACACUGGCUUCUGUACCGCUAAGAAUUUUGUCGCUGCCAGGUUUUUACCACCUUUGUAGCAAUGUAAUUUUUGAGAUGAUUUUUUUUUUUUAAUGUUUUAAAGAAAGCACAGUGUGGGGGUUGUUUUGCUCUUGCGCAUUUUCGUUUAUUUAAUUUGACAGGAUAAAUUGAGAAAGUGGCGAUCAACAGUUGUGUUAUAGAUCAACCUCCUCCCAGCCGGCAAGAGGAGGCUGAUGGUUGAUAGAGGCGACUUGGUUCAUAAAUCAAACAAUAGUCGUUUAAUUUUGCGAUUUUAUCUCGA
This is a messenger RNA of Neltuma alba, 3330 nucleotides long. RefSeq names its product RNA-binding protein 28. Gene Ontology annotation, molecular function: mRNA binding. Lineage: Eukaryota; Viridiplantae; Streptophyta; Magnoliopsida; Fabales; Fabaceae. The transcript is spliced from 18 exons. The coding region runs from base 117 to 3008 and encodes 963 amino acids. The record is from RefSeq and is a predicted model, not a curated record.